UUCUGUUCGCCCCCGUUGCUCUUUGCAGCUGCUCCUUGCGCAGAGCGCCCACAGGCGCGGGAAGCGCGCAAGCGGUCCUGCGGGUUGGCGCAACGCAAACAGGCGGCAGGCCUCCCGUAUGUUUCGCUAUGCGCAGGCCCUCGGUGUUGUGGUCCAAUCGGCAAACAGUAUUGCCCCGGCCCAACAGCCUUGCGCUCCGGCGGCAGCCGGAGCAUGGCUGGUAUUUAUUACGGGUAUAUUAUUCGUUCAGGACGAAACGAACAAGUUGGUUGCCUAAGCUAUUUCAGUUUACCGACGACAAAUAUUCCAGAUCCCUUCCUUCCACUUGAUAUCGUAGUAAGCUAUCGACUUUUCGUCAGUCACACUCACGGGAGUUCUCCCGGUUAUUUUCGUCAGUCACACUCUACUGCUUGAAGUGAAUGUUGUGAUUUCCAGUAUAUGUUCGAUAUCAGAUGCGCCACUACCUGUAACCAAAUUGAUGUAUGUAUUUGUGAGGAUGUGGUAUCGUGAUUUUCGCAUUUUCUGCUACGUUGUGAAAUAAUCAUAUUGUACUUUGCAAAAGUUUUUGCGAUGACUUCUUACACUCGACGUACUUCCCAGAUGAAAAGUAGUAUUGCGUUACUUUCACACACACAUUCACUUCUUGAGAAUUCCUACCCUCGCAUGAGUUUAUUCGAUCAUUGAAUUUUGCUGCAAGGGACUUUCUCCCUGCAUGAGCAUGACCUGGAAGAUGGUACUGUCCCCACCACUAACUUUUAUUGCAGAGGAUCAUCUUCUAGAUGCGCAGCUGAAUUCGGGUCUUGGUCAACACAUUGUGUCUGGCCACUUGUAUAUGUUCGUCUUUCAACAUCAUGUUGUUGGAUCAAACUUGUCGGGUGCAAAAGAGCACGACGGACGAG
Messenger RNA from Amoebophrya sp. A120, 899 nucleotides. NCBI's taxonomy places the organism in Eukaryota, Dinophyceae, Syndiniales, Amoebophryaceae. The record is from the annotation of a GenBank genome assembly.